AUGGACCCAAUCAAGUAUGUCUUUGAAAAACUGGCAAUGACAGGAUGGGUGGCUCGUUGGCAAAUGCUGUUGACUGAGUAUGAUAUCACUUAUAUGACAAGAAAGGUCAUUAAAGGGAGCGCCAUAGUAGAAUAUUUGGCAGAUAAGGCUGUCGAAGACUACCAGCCCAUGGAGUUUGACUUCCCGAUCAAGGACAUUGAUUUGAUAAGCCAAGAAGAAGGGGAUCUGGAUAGAUGGAUGAUGUUAUUCUAUGGGGUAGCUAAUGUAUGGGGACAUAGAAUAGGGAAUGUGUUUAUAUUGCCAAAAGAUAAACAUUACCCGAUCACGGCCAAACUUACCUUUCCUUGUACUAAUAAUGUGGCCGAAUAUGAAGCAUGUGUGUUGGGUUUGCAGGUUGCCAUAGAUCGGGGCAUUAAAGAAUUGGCUGUAAAAGGGGAUUCAUCUUUGGUUAUUCAUCAGUUGACUGGAGAGUGGGAAACCCGAGAUUCCAAGAUGAUACCAUAUCAGGAAUGCAUCCAAGAAAUGAUUAAAGGAUUUGACCGCAUUAGUUUUUCCCACCUGCCGAGGGAGAACAAUUUGAUUCCUGAUGCAUUAGCCACCCUGGUAGCUCUGUUCAUAGUGGAACCAGGAAAGGAGAUCAAACCAAUUCGAAUAAGGUUGUUUUCGGAGCUGACAUAUUGCGAAGUGAUAGAAGAAGCUAAUGGGAAACCAUGGUUUUAUGACAUCAAGACAUACCUUUAG
Molecule: messenger RNA, 741 nt
Organism: Malania oleifera
Lineage: Eukaryota; Viridiplantae; Streptophyta; Magnoliopsida; Santalales; Ximeniaceae
Exons: 1
Coding region: 1-741 (246 amino acids)
Molecular function (GO): RNA-DNA hybrid ribonuclease activity; nucleic acid binding
Source: RefSeq, a predicted model, not a curated record